This is a messenger RNA of Dunckerocampus dactyliophorus (ringed pipefish), 1479 nucleotides long. RefSeq names its product ataxin 7 like 3b (gene atxn7l3b). The transcript is spliced from 9 exons. Gene Ontology annotation, molecular function: transcription coactivator activity. Gene Ontology annotation, biological process: regulation of transcription by RNA polymerase II; positive regulation of DNA-templated transcription. Gene Ontology annotation, cellular component: SAGA complex; DUBm complex. The record is from RefSeq and is a predicted model, not a curated record. Lineage: Eukaryota; Metazoa; Chordata; Actinopteri; Syngnathiformes; Syngnathidae. Bases 240 to 845 code for a protein of 201 amino acids.
CGCUGAGCAAAGCGACCGAAGAGAGAAGGUGGGAACCACACGUUUUUCCCCGAUCGAUUGCUUCUGUCUGAUCUCAGAAGUUAAAGAUGGAUGCCUGCCGCAAUUGUUUAUAGACUCUGGAAGCGAAAGAGAGAGAACCUUGGUUGUGUUCUAACGUGCAUUUCCCUGUUUUUUUGGCCGAGGCUUGCUGAGCUACAGCAUGACCACAGCAGUGACUGCUCAUCUGGUAGUUUUGGCAAAUGAAAAUGGAGGAGGUUUCAAUGUCCAGCCUGGACAACAGCAAGCUGGAGGGUCUAGCUCAGGACAUCCUGUCUGACCUGGUGGAGGAUGCAUGCUUGGGCCUCUGCUUCGAGGUCCACCGGGCUGUCAAGCAGGGCUACUUCUUCCUGGAUGACACGGACCAAGAAAGCAUGAGGGACUUUGAAAUUGUGGACCAGCCGGGUUUGGAUGUGUUCGGCCAGGUGUACAACCAGUGGAAGAACAAAGAGUGUGUGUGUCCCAACUGCAGCAGGAGUAUCGCCGCAUCGCGCUUUGCUCCGCACCUGGAGAAAUGUCUCGGGAUGGGACGCAACAGCAGCCGCAUAGCCAACCGCAGAAUAGUGACUGGUAAUAACACCAACAACAAGUCCGAAAGCGACCAAGAAGACAAUGAUGACGUCAACGAUAACGACUGGUCUUAUGGGGCGGAAAAGAAAGCCAAGAAAAGGAAAUCUGAUAAGAAUCCAAACUCGCCCAGAAGAUCCAAAUCAUUCAAGCAUAAGAGCAGUAUGAUGGGCCCCCGGCGUCGUAUGGACAACCAGGAAAGCCCACGCAUGCUGAUGAAAGAUGAGACGUUCCCUCAAUGACACACACACAGAUCAACAGUACUUUAAUCAUGUGAAAAUGUUGGUGUUAUUGGUGACUUUUUCUGCAGAUUCUGACCUCUCACUUUAUACUUGACCCAUUUUUGUUUUUAAUUCCCCCCCCCCCCCCCCCCCCCAAAAAAAAAAAUCAUACAGACACUGGCAUUUUAGUUCACUCGGUGUCCCAGCAUUGUUAUGAGAGGACAAGAAUCAUUACAAAAGCGAGCGCUUUUGUAUUUCAUUGCUUUUUUGUUUAAAAAAGAGAAUCUAAUUUUUGAUAUCUAAGGGUCCUAUUAGGUUUCAGACAAUCAUUAUAAGAAAUGGUUUGUCUCUGUUGUUUUUACAUCCAAUUAUCAGUGUGUUUGUGUUUGCGAGAGUUAUCAUUCACCAGUGAGUGAUUUAAUCUAGUUGUACAAGCGGUUAUUUGCUGCACAAUGCAGGUGUUUUUUUUAAUUUUUAUUUUUCUUUAGGACGGUGGCAAAAAUGUCUUCGUGUUUACAUUGUAAAAGGGUUACACAAAUCCUCAGUGUGAUGUGAUAGUGUAAAUAUUUCAGUAGUUCAAUUGCUGCUAUCGGGCUCAGUUUCUUUUAUCUGUCUAGCGUAAUAAUAAAUGAUUUGUUACAUGUCUUCUUUUUUG